This is a messenger RNA of Rhineura floridana, 3018 nucleotides long. It is a transcript of the gene PPP1R1A, whose product is annotated as protein phosphatase 1 regulatory inhibitor subunit 1A. Gene Ontology annotation, molecular function: protein phosphatase inhibitor activity. Bases 174 to 887 code for a protein of 237 amino acids. The record is from RefSeq and is a predicted model, not a curated record. Gene Ontology annotation, cellular component: cytoplasm. The transcript is spliced from 8 exons. NCBI's taxonomy places the organism in Eukaryota, Metazoa, Chordata, Lepidosauria, Squamata, Rhineuridae. Gene Ontology annotation, biological process: intracellular signal transduction.
AGAGGAGAGCACACUGGGUGGGAAGGAGAGCAGCAGGGCGCGCGCAGACUGGACGGAGCAACGUGGGCGAAGGGGGGAGAGGGUGUCUCUAGCGCGGCUUUGCAGAGGGCACCGCGGGAUCUUGCUCGCUCCUGUACGCUCCGCGGCGGCUGUGCAGAGGAGGAAAAACCGGCAUGGAGCCCAACAGUCCCCGCAAGAUCCAGUUCACGGUCCCGCUGCUGGAGCCUCAUCUCGACCCGGAGGCGGCGGAGCAGAUCCGAAGACGUCGCCCAACUCCAGCUACUUUGGUACUGAGCAGUGACCAGUCAUCACCAGAAAUUGAUGAAGAUCGGCUCCCCAACCCUCUGCUGAAGCCGGGACUGUCGAUGUCUCCAAGGCAGAGGAAGAAGGUCUCCCGCACCACCCCCACCAUGAAAGAGCUCCAGAUGAUGGUUGAACACCAUCUCUGCAAGCAGCAGGGGGAUGAGGAGGAUGUCAGCACUGGGAGCCAGGAGCCACACAGCCCAACCUGCUGCCCUCAUCAUGCCACCUCAGAGCCUGGCCACAGUCCCGGGAGUUGCCCUUUGGCCCAAGCCCAUUCCCAGCUGGAGACUCAGCAGGAUGAGCACAUUGCCCUAGAGGAACGAAGUGUCACAGGAGCUUGCUGCGCAGAGAGAUCUAAUAACGUGAGGCCAGACUUGUCCUCAGAGAAGCAAGGAGUCCAUAUAUCACUGGAGAGCCCCAUGGAGAAGGACAUGCUGGCCAAGGACAGUGACUCUAGCUGUUGGGAAAAAGAGGAUGCAUGUUUUCAGCCUGCUAUGUUUAAACCACUUCAUUUAAGGCAAGGUGAUGCUCUGCUUCAGGAAUGGACGUUGCAUCCAAGCGAGACAGGGCUCAGGCCUGCUUAAUGGAACAUCACACAGCUGUUUUCUUUUUUUUAAAAAAUAUUUUUUUUGUUUUUAAGAUUUCAAUUGCUGUUCAAAUGUUUGUAAUGUUUUUCUUUAAAAAAAAUUAAAUGCCCCAUGGCCAAGGGGAGGGGGGUUGUCCAUUCAGUUUGGGGCUUAGGGUCAUGUCUUAGGUGUGAAGUAGAAGAAUGUGAAUCUGCCUAGAGCACUAGGGAGGGUUGUGUUGUUGUUUUUUAGCAGAGCUGGAGGAACCUCCAUGUUGUACAUUUUUUACACUAGCCUAGUUCUCCAGAAUAGCAGUGUACAAAGUCUUAUGCCUGGGGAUGAACCACUUUAGACUUGGGGGGUGGGGGAAGAGAUUCACAUGGUUGAGUACUCCACCUGCACAAAAUAGUUGUCUCCUUAUCAAGAACUACAGAGAAGUCUACCUUAGCUUUUUCUCUGACAUGCCAUUUUUCUACAUACAAAUAUUUUGUUGUUGUUGGGUAGAGCAAAUUUUCAAUCAUGCAAGUUUCCACCUGCAGUCUGAACUAAAAAAAUGGGUUUACUAUUAUUACAUACACUGUGAGACAUAUUUAGGCCACCAAGUAGGUUUUAUUCCCCUACGCCUUGUUUUGUACUGUGUACGAUGAUGUUUUCGUAGCAGUCUGAACUGAUUUUUAAAACUUUAUAUUACUUUCUGCUGUGGCCAUAGUUUGGUGCAGGCUAGGAAAACCUACAGCUCGUCCUAUUGUUUUAAUUGUGAGCCGCCCUGAGUUCCUCGGAAGAAGGGCGGGGUAUAAGUAUUUUAAAUAAUAAAUAAUAAUAAUAUUAUGUUUUGCAAGGAAACUAGGAUGGGUAGAACAGGAAUGAGUAUCCUGUGGCCCUCCAGAAGUUGUUGGACUCCAUCUCCCAUCAGCACCAGUCAGCACGGCCAGUGGCAAGGGAUGAUGAGAGUUGGAGUCCAACAUCAUCUGCAGAGCCACUUCCCUUAGGUAGAGGGUAGCAACUUGGUACAGUGCACUUUGGGACACACACAACUGAGCCCUACUCAGUUACACAGGUGUUUAAAUAAGGGAGUCUUCUCUGUUAUUUAGGGGUAGGGCCCUGUUAGUUGCAAUUGUUACUCUUCAGGCUACUCAUCUAUUCCAAUUCUGCAAAACAGGAAGCCUCUUCAGUCAUCCGCUCUUCUAAAAUAGAGGGGAGAACCUCCCCCCCAUAUCAUCCCCGGUGGCCACCCUUGGGAAGAAGGGCAGGAUGUAAAUUUAAUAAAUAAAUAAAAUAUCUGGAGGGCCACAUAUUCCCCAUUUCUGUUCUGAAAGCUUCCUGCCUAUCAGGCGAGGGGAAUCUGAACAAACAAUAGCCUCUUCUUUCUUCCUUCUCCAGCAGAGCUGUCCUGUGUUUGAGAAUGACACCAUACAAUAGUGCCUUCUGGGAUCAAAGCAGGUUUGCCUCCCUUGAAACAACCUAUAAGCCUGAAUAGUCUGUGCAUAAUCUCCAGUGUUUGUCACAUACGAAAAAUCAAGAACACUUAUUUUCUGGAAUAUGUGAGAAACAUAGUCAUGAGUGCUUGAAACAGCUGUCUAUUUUUUUCCUCUUCAUGCAAGCCAGGCUAUCAAUAUUUUAAAUUUUCCUCUUGAAAAACCGAAAACACAGUGAAGGCUUCCCUAUCGUAAAGGAACCAGCUGAAAGCAGCCUAGACAAGGAGUGAAGGACAGCUCAGUGGCUGUUAUGGUGGUGUUUUAAGCUGAAGCCUCAGUAUGACGUGGGCCCUUAUUCUGUCAGCCUUCUGUAACCUGGUGCCAGUCAGCUGUUGUUGGACUCCAACUCCCAUCAGCCCCAGCCAGAAUGGGCAAUGGGCAGGGAUGAUGGAACUGUAGUCCUAGCAACAUGCGGAGGGCACCAGGUUGAGGAAAGCUGCUGUAUGCCUUUAUUAACAUAAUCAUGACUCCAACCCCCAAAGGGGGUAGCUGUGGCCUGGAUGUGUGUGUGUGUGAGUUCGUGGAGGUCCAUCUACUUAAUUAGUUAUAAGUCAUAUAUUAUGUAUCCCUGAAUCACUGACACAGAUUUUACAUAUCUGGACCGCCAUUCUGGGCUCUCUUCUCCAUCAUACAUGCGAAUUCCACUUCUUUAUUAAAUGGGUUCUUUGCUUUGG